This is a messenger RNA of Benincasa hispida (wax gourd), 2667 nucleotides long. RefSeq names its product Pentatricopeptide repeat (PPR) superfamily protein. Gene Ontology annotation, cellular component: mitochondrion. Gene Ontology annotation, biological process: mitochondrion organization; RNA processing. Lineage: Eukaryota; Viridiplantae; Streptophyta; Magnoliopsida; Cucurbitales; Cucurbitaceae. The record is from RefSeq and is a predicted model, not a curated record. Gene Ontology annotation, molecular function: mRNA binding; protein binding.
AGGAAAAUAAAAAUUCCAAAAAUCUGUGUUAUGAACUAUAUGGUUAUGGCUGGCGUGGCGAACCGAAAGGGAAGAGGAAUACGGGAAGAGAAGAAUGAGAAGGAAGUAUCGGCCACACGUCAAUGAACCAAUACUUCCCGCCGGAAACUCGUCUCCGAUUGCAUUUUCCGUUCUGGAAGUAUCGGCAUCAUCAUCAUAGCAUGUCCUGAAUCGAUACAGAAACCCUAAUUAUUAACGCUUUUGUCAUGGUCGAGCUCCCCAAAGCCCUAUCCCCUGCACUGCUUCUAAAGCUCCUCAAAGCAGAGAAAAACCCCAAUGCGGCACUCGCUCUAUUCGACUCGGCCUGUCAGCAUCCUGGUUAUGCUCACUCACCAUUCGUAUUCCACCAUAUUCUCCGGCGACUUAUCGACCCGAAGCUCGUUGUUCACGUUGGUCGGAUCGUGGACCUGAUGCGAACUCAAAGAUGCACUUUCUCCGAAGAUGUUGCGCUGACGGCUAUCAAGGCCUAUGCGAAGUGUUCAAUGCCCGAUCAAGCGCUUUAUUUGUUUCAAAACAUGGUUGACAUUUUUGGGUGUAAACCGGGAAUUAGGUCAUAUAACUCUAUGCUUAAUGCGUUCAUUGAGUCUAAUCAAUGGAGCCGAGCUGAACUGUUUUUCACAUACUUUCAGACAGUGGGCAUGUCGCCCAAUCUGCAGACUUAUAAUAUUUUGAUCAAGAUAUCGUGCAAGAAGAAGCAGUUUGAAAAGGCUAAGGGAUUGUUGAAAUGGAUGUCGGAAAAGGGUUUGAACCCUGAUGUUUUAAGCUAUGGUACUUUAAUUAAUGCACUUGCGAAGAGUGGUAACUUAUCGGAUGCACUGGAGGUGUUUGAUGAAAUGUCUGAGAGAGGGGUGAACCCUGAUGUUAUGUGUUAUAAUAUUCUGAUUGAUGGGUUUUUCAGAAAAGGAGAUCUUGUGAAGGCCAAUGAGAUUUGGGAGAGAUUACUGAGAGAAUCUUCAGUUUAUCCGAGUGUGGCAACGUAUAACAUUAUGAUAAAUGGUUUAUGUAAGCUCGGGAAGUUCGAGAUGAGUAUGGAGAUAUGGACUAGAAUGAAGAACAACGAAAGGUCAUUCGAUUUAUUUACUUUUAGUUCUAUGAUUCACGGCUUGAGCAAAGCAGGAAACAUCGAUGCUGCUGAGAAAAUUUUCCAGGAGAUGAUUGACAACGGGUUAUCCCCUGAUGUGACAACAUAUAAUGCAAUGCUCAGUGGUCUAUUUCGAGCCGGGAAACUAGGUAAAUGCUUUGAGUUGUGGGAAGUAAUGGGUAAGAAUAACUGUUGCAAUAUUGUUAGUUAUAACAUAUUGAUUCAAGGGUUGCUUGACAACAAGAAAGUGGAAAAAGCGAUUUGUUAUUGGCAGCUCUUACACGAGAGGGGCUUAAAGGCAGAUUCAACAACAUACGGACUGUUGAUUCACGGGUUGUGUAAAAAUGGAUACUUGAGUAAGGCUUUAAGAAUAUUAAAAGAAGCAGAAAAUGAGGGAGCUGAUUUGGAUACUUUUGCGUACUCAUCAAUGAUUCAUGGGUUAUGCAAAAAAGGGAGGUUGGAUCAAGCAGUAGAACUGGUUCAUCAGAUGAACAAACAUAAGCAUAAACUGAAUUCUCAUGUCUUCAAUUCACUGAUUAAUGGAUAUGUCCGAGCUUCUAAACUUGAAGAGGCUAUUCUUCUUCUAAGGGAAAUGAAAAACAAAGAUUGUGCUCCUACUGUAGUUUCCUACAACACUAUUAUCAAUGGUUUGUGCAAGGCAGAAAGAUUUAGCGAUGCAUAUCUUUCUCUUAAGGAAAUGCUGGAAGAGGGUUUGAAGCCUGAUGUGAUUACUUAUACCUUGUUGAUUGAUGGUCUGUGUCGAGGAGAAAAGCUUGACAUGGCACUCAAAUUAUGGCAUCAUUGUAUUAAUAAGGGUCUUAAGCCCGAUGUAACCAUGCACAACAUAAUAAUUCAUGGUCUUUGUACUGCCCAAAAAGUUGAUCUUGCCCUGGACAUCUUUAAUCAAAUGGCACAGGUCAACUGUGUUCCAGAUCUUGUAACACACAACAGCAUCAUGGAAGGUCUUUACAAAGCUGGAGACUGCGCAGAGGCUUUAAAGAUUUGGGACCGCAUCUUGGAAGCGCAUCUUCAGCCAGAUAUUAUUUCUUAUAACAUUGCUUUUAAGGGGCUCUGCUCUUGCACUCGAGUUUCAGAUGCCAUUGGGUUCCUAUAUGAUGCUCUGCAGCAUGGAAUUCUUCCAAAUGCCCCAACAUGGAACAUUCUUGUAAGAGCAGUAGUUGAUGACAGACCUUUAACGGAAUAUGUUCUUAUUACAGAGUCUCCGACAUGAUAUGAUUCUUGUGUGAUGCUCUGAAUCCACGAGGAUCUUCAACCUUCUUGCUAUGGAAAUUAUUGACAAUAGAUCUUCACCUUGAUCUUCUUGAUUGAAAUGAAUUAAAAAAUGACAUCCUUUGCUCAUAAGAAAACUGAGAAAUCAAAGCAAUAAGCAUUGCCCCAAGAACUGCAACUUUCCGCCAAUCAGGUGAAGAAAGGAAUGAUUCGGCAAUUGCUACGACUAGCAGACCAAUGAAUGCAAGAUAGAUAUAUCGCCUUGUCUUCGAACCAGCAUUUUCUUUAGUAAGCUCUUUAAUCUUCUCCAUUUCCAC